Penicillium samsonianum is the source of this 1886-nucleotide messenger RNA. RefSeq names its product Hsp90 cochaperone STI1 (gene sti1). The coding region runs from base 76 to 1773 and encodes 565 amino acids. Gene Ontology annotation, molecular function: Hsp90 protein binding. NCBI's taxonomy places the organism in Eukaryota, Fungi, Ascomycota, Eurotiomycetes, Eurotiales, Aspergillaceae. The record is from RefSeq and is a predicted model, not a curated record. The transcript is spliced from 4 exons.
CUUUCGGUUCCUUGUGAACUUGUUUUUGUUCUGCAUUUCUCCUUUUUUUCGAGCAAUUUAGCAUACCAAUACAAAAUGGCUGACGCUUUGAAGGCAGAAGGCAACAAGGCCUUUUCUGCUAAGGACUAUUCUACUGCUGUUGAGAAAUUCUCUCAGGCCCUUGCCAUUGAACCCGAAAACCACAUCCUCUACUCCAACCGCUCCGCUGUCUACUCCGCCCAGAACGAAUAUCAAAAAGCCCUCGAAGACGCCGAGAAGGCGAUCGAGAUCAAGCCCGAUUGGUCCAAGGGCCAUGCCCGCAAGGGUGCUGCGUACCGCGGUCUCGGAGAUCUUUUGGCUGCGCACGAUGCCUAUGACGAGGCCCUGAAGAUCGAGCCUGGCAACGCACAGGCCAAGUCCGGUCUGGAGGCGACCCAGCGCGCCAUCAACGCGGAGGCUACCGCAGAUGGUGUCAGUGGAGACCCAACAGGAGGUCUCGGCGGCAUGUUCAACGACCCUGCACUGUUCCAGAAGCUGGCCAACAACCCCAAGACCGCCUCCCUUCUGGGAGAUGCUGAGUUCAUGGCUAAGCUGCAGAAGAUCCAACAGAACCCUAACAGUGUUGGAGAAGAGAUCCGUGACCCGCGCUUCCUGCAGGUCAUGAGUGUACUUCUCGGUAUUGAUAUGAACUUCGGUGGCGAGGGAGCGGAGCCUCCUGCCCCCGCUGCUGCCCCCAGCACCUCGCAGCCCAAGAAGGAGCCCACCCCGGAGCCCGAGCCAGUAGACGAGGAGGCCCUCGCGAAGAAGCAGGCCAAGGAGGCUGCUGAUGCCGAGAAGAAGAUCGGUAACGAUUUCUACAAGAAGAAGCAGCUUGAUGAGGCCAUUGAGCACUACACCAAGGCCUGGGACCUUCACAAAGACAUCACCUACCUGAACAACAUUGGUGCUGCCAAGUUCGAGAAGGCCGAUUACGAAGGUACUAUCGAGACCUGCCAAAAGGCUGUCGAGGAGGGCCGCGACUUGCGCGCCGACUUCAAGCUGAUGGCUAAGGCGUACACCCGAAUUGGUUCUUCAUACGAGAAGCUCGGCGACCUCGCCAAGGCCAUCGACUUCUACAACAAGUCUCUCAUGGAGCACCGUACCCCUGAUACCCUGACCAAGCUCCGCAACGCCGAGAAGAUCAAGACCACGACCGAGAAGAACGCUUACAUUGACCCUGCCGAGGCCGAGAAGGCUCGCGAGCUUGGCCAGCAGAAGUUCCAGGAAGGUGACUGGCCCGGUGCCGUUGACGCCUUCACCGAGAUGACCAAGCGUGCCCCCGAAGACCCUCGCGGUUACUCCAACCGUGCCGCCGCCCUCAUCAAGCUCAUGGCAUUCCCCGGUGCCGUGCAGGACUGCGACGAGGCCAUCAAGCGCGACCCCAAGUUCAUCCGCGCAUACAUGCGCAAGGGUGCUGCUCUCAUCGCCAUGAAGGAAUACAACCGUGCCCUGGACACCUUCACCGAGGCCGCCGACCACGACGACGGCAAGCACGCCCGCGAGAUCGAGCAGCAGCAGCAGAAGUGCCUGGACGCCCAAUUCAGCGCUCGCGCUGGUGAGACCGAGGAGCAGACCAUGGCUCGUAUCCAAAAUGACCCCGAGAUCAUGGCCGUCCUCCAGGACCCCGUUAUGCAGAGCAUUCUCCAGCAGGCUAAGAGCGAUCCCGCUGCCCUGCAGGAGCACAUGAAGAACUCGCAGGUGCGGAUGAAGAUCCAGAAGCUGAUGGCUGCUGGUGUUAUCCGCAUGGGGCGGUAAAUGCUUUAAAGGUGUAGAGCAUUCGAGGGAAUUGAAUACGAAUUGACACGAUAUAUCUUUGCCAGCAUAUUUUUUAGUUCCAUAUUGCUAAAAUUACAUUCUGCUUACAUGCA